Lutzomyia longipalpis is the source of this 2713-nucleotide messenger RNA. RefSeq lists its product as uncharacterized. Bases 546 to 2645 code for a protein of 699 amino acids. The transcript has 2 exons. Lineage: Eukaryota; Metazoa; Arthropoda; Insecta; Diptera; Psychodidae. The record is from RefSeq and is a predicted model, not a curated record.
GAUUUUUUUAUCACUUUUAUAUCUUUUUUAAUCAUUCUCUCUAUCUUUAUCAACUUUCUCAAUAUAUACCACCGAUUUGUAAAACAUGCAGCAGAUGUUGCCAAAUAUUCGAUGUGGAUGUUUCAGAGUAGAAAAAUAAAAUGCACAAACACCUUAAAGAAGUAAAUUUAUACCUAUAACUUGCACGCUCCGCCAAACGCCAUCUUCGCCGUGCAUUUGGCAACAUCUCUUGCUAAAAUUGUAAAUGUUUUAUCAUAGAUUUAAGUUUCCUUUUAUUUUGAUUUAAUUUAUUUUUUCAAUAUUGAUCUACACAAUUGCCAAAGAUUUAUAUUAUUAUUUUUAAUUUCAAUUAAAUUCGAAUAUUGAGCACCAAUUUAUUUUUUGCUGCAAAAUUUUCCUUUUUUGUACAAAAACAAAAAUCUUGCGUUGGAUCACAUGAUGAAUCAAGAAUGUUAUUUUGUUUAGCUGAUCCAUAAAUAGAGAAAAAUUGAGUAAAAAUUGAAUGAUCGCCAUUGCUGAGUUGCUUCUGAGGUAUUUAGCAUAGGAUGUCUGCAAUACCAACAAUAUCCAUCACUGAGGAGCAUUUUCCAGACGAUGUUGCCGAAGAGGCAACCGAGACUACGGGUUUGAAUAUCAACGACAUCCAUACUGAUGUUGAAAAUUUGGACAGUGGUGAUGAAGAUUUUAAGCCGAGCAAGAGAAAAUCAAUUAGUCUGGGGGUGAAGAAGGCAAAAUGUGACGCUUUAACUGAUGUAGAAGAUAUGAAUGAUUCCGGAUCAGAUGCUGAAGAAGCUAAAUCUGCCGAUGAUAUUGAAAUAUCCUUGGAAGAAUUUCUCGAUCAAGGAUAUGUUGAAGAAGCAACAAAAUAUGCAGGACACAAGCAACAUAUGUCUGAUGCACCACCCAAAGAACCAAAACGUCCUAAAACCUUAGGUCUAUCCCUAGGAGUGGAAGCAGAUGACAAAGGAGCCGUAACCGAUUGUGAGAAUAUGAAUGCAUCAGAUGAUGAGGAAGAAUCAGAAAAUUUUAACGAAGACGACAAGCCAUUAGUUUUGGAAGAAGCUAACACAGUUGAAUCCCAUGAUUUAGUUAAAAAUGAUUCAGGUGCUUUUGCACACACCCCGAUACAUUUGACUACAACCGGAGAGAGUACAUCUUCAUCUGAAGAAUCCCUAAAUGAAGCAGAUCACGUGAAGCGACAUCUUCGAAAAGGUUUCAGAGCAAAGCAGCAUGGUCCACCUGUUUCAGAUACAGAGAACAUCAUGUUUUCUGACAAUGAAAUGCAAGGCCGAAGUAUAAGAAGGAAAAUUCCCCUCAUCCUCGAUGGAUGGGAAGAGGUAACAAUUCAAUUGAGUGGAGAUGAAGAUGAAUCCGUUAAGACUCCGAUGUUUCCGGAAAUUGAUAUUACUUUUGCUGGAGAUCCCACAAAAGACAAAGGAGCGAAAGAAAAGCAAUCACAGCUACUAAAGGUAGAUGAUGCUGAAGAUGGCCUUACAGACGUUGAGAAUCUCAAUUCAUCCGAUGACGAUGAAGACGAUGAUCAGGCGUCGAACACAAAGCGAAGGCAACUAAUCCCACCGGCAGUUUUAAAAUCAAAUACUGGAUUUCUAACAGAUACUGAAGAUGUAGAUGAGGUGGAGAGUGAACUUGAAGAUACACCUGAAAUUUCCUUACCUGCUCCAACGCGUGAAUUGGUGGAGGUAAGAGAAGAUCGGGUAAGGAAACAGGUAAUAAAACCAUCUUGCGGAGAGACUUUGGGCAUUAUUGGUGGUUACAUAGAUAAAGGAUUGACUGAUGUUGAGGACUUAUCUGAUGAUGAAGAUAGUAGUCUUCAUGAACAAACAACAUAUACAAUUGAUCGAGCUCCUGAUCUGGAGAGUGGGAAUACUUUUGUUGCUGAAAAGCUAACAGCAGCCUCAAAGUUGGCAAUUAGUUCCCAAACUCCUGAACCACUAACAGACACGGAAGAUCUAUGUCAGACAAGCCAUCCGUCGCGUAGACGGAAACACAAGCAUCGUUGCAGUGGUCGGGGCAAGCCAAAGCUCUUAGAAAUAAAGAAUCAGUGUGUUGACGGUGGUACUGAUAUAGAAGAGUUGGAUCUUAGCGAUACGGAAGGGGUGAAAAAUACCGAAGGGGGUAAACAUAAAAAAGAAAAACGUACCUCAAUAGCCGUCCCGGUGAUUGUUAGCAAUGAUGGAGCAACAGAUGUGGAGUACGUGUCUGCAGAUGAUUUACUGACCUACGAAGGCAAUAUUCCAAAUAUGGAAGCAAGUUCCCUUGCAGGACAUACUUUUGUGUCCACAGUUCUGGAUACAAUUGGUGGGCCAGAUGGACGAAAGAAAGUAGCUCAUGUUCCGGUUAUAAGGAAAGUUUCUCUGGUUCCUGAUGGUGUUUGCUGUUCACACACGGAUACAGAAGACGUUGGGAUGCCCUCUGAUCAGGACGACGAAACUUACUCACGCGCCAGAACAGCUACACCCUUUGAAGUUCAUCAAGCACUCGAUGAUUCUUCCUUUACAAUUCACGACAGAAGCAUCAAUGCCUUCGACGUACAGACGGAAAAACUUAACAUCAAAGGACAUCGGGAAUGCCAGGAAGCUCACACAGAUGUCGAGUACGUGGACGAUGAAGCGAGAAGGGAGUAAGCGAAGACAACAAAUGAGGUGAAUCCUCUGGACCUGAAUUGCGAGAACUGGACAAGGACAAAGAAAGG